This is a messenger RNA of Durio zibethinus, 1192 nucleotides long. Its product is annotated as caffeoylshikimate esterase-like. The record is from RefSeq and is a predicted model, not a curated record. Lineage: Eukaryota; Viridiplantae; Streptophyta; Magnoliopsida; Malvales; Malvaceae.
ACAUUCCUGCGCAUUUUAGCAAAAAUGGCGCGGCAUCCGAUUGCUGAAGCCAACGAGAAGAGCCCCUUCGGCAGCUUAACUCCCGACGAGUUCUAUGACCACCACUCGGUUAGUCACUCCUCCGAGUUCAUCACCAACGCGCGCGGCCUCAAGCUCUUCACCCAGUGGUGGACCCCACUCAACACUCCAAUUUCAGGAAUCGUCGCUGUUGUCCACGGAUUUACCGGCGAGUCGAGCUGGUUCCUUCAACUCACCUCUGUUCUUUUCGCCAAAUCGGGAUUCGCCACUUGUGCGAUCGAUCACCAGGGUCACGGCUUCUCCGAAGGCCUUGACGGACUCGAUACUCACAUCCCAAACAUUGAUGGCGUUAUCGACGAUUGUAUUCAGUUCUUUGACUCUUUCCGUGCCCGUCACGCGCUGCAUUUGCCGGCGUUUUUGUACUCGGAAUCGCUUGGCGGAGCCAUCGCGCUUUAUAUCUCGCUCAGACAAAAAGGCGCGUGGGAUGGCUUGGUUCUGAACGGCGCAAUGUGCGGGAUAAGCGCUAAAUUCAAGCCUCCAUGGCCGUUGGAACAUUUUUUAUUCAUAGUCGCCAAGCUUAUCCCAACCUGGCGAGUGGUCCCGACGCGUGGGUCUAUACCAGAUGUUUCAUUUAAAGAACCGUGGAAGAGGCAGUUGGCAAUGUCCAGUCCAAGGAGAACGGUGGCGAGGCCACGCGCCGCCACUGCAUACGAGCUCAUUAGGAUAUGCAACGAUUUGCAAGGGAGGUUCGAGGAAGUGGAUGUUCCAUUGCUUAUUGUGCACGGUGGUGAUGACGUUGUGUGUGAUCUAGCUUGCGUGGAGGAUCUUUAUAAACGCGCUGCCAGCGUGGACAAGACGUUGAGGAUUCAUCCAGGGAUGUGGCACCAAUUGGUUGGGGAGCCGGAGGAGAGUGUCGAGUUGGUGUUUGGGGAAAUGGUGGAGUGGCUUAAGAGUAGAGCCUCACGCGCCGCCGAGGCAAAGAGUGUUGGUGAUUCAGGUUCCGCUGUUGGCACUGGUAGCUGAUAGUUGGGUGGUUAAUUGGUUGUGUAACUCAGGGUGGACCAAUGUAAGCUUGCCAUGUCCUAAGCAAAUUUAAUGACAUUAAAAGCACCUUUUGUAUUGGACAAUCCUUCACAGAGUGCUUACUUGGAUGCGUGGUUGACAUUGGAUGCGG